Aphanomyces astaci is the source of this 1597-nucleotide messenger RNA. RefSeq lists its product as hypothetical. NCBI's taxonomy places the organism in Eukaryota, Oomycota, Saprolegniomycetes, Saprolegniales, Verrucalvaceae. Gene Ontology annotation, molecular function: NAD binding. The transcript is spliced from 3 exons. The coding region runs from base 19 to 1563 and encodes 514 amino acids. The record is from RefSeq and is a predicted model, not a curated record.
GCCCCGGAGUACGACGCCAUGGACGAUGACCAAGGACUGUUGCCAUUAGAUCCAAAUCACAAGUUGACCACAACGGCGGCGGCGACGGAUGAUUCUUCGGAGGAUGUAAACUUGGAUGCAGCAUAUGACGAGAUCGAGUACAUGGACUUGAAAGUGCCUGGAAAGGAGGGAUGCCCUAGGGCCGAGAAGAAGGGCCAGUCGACGGCAGAUAAACGAGGUGGUCCGAAGCAGCAUUCGUCGCUGACGAGCGAGAUGAAGACGUCCAGGGCCGUGGCGCGCGUGACCCAACGGCUAGGUCUUGAACGCGUGCAUGAGAUCCAAUUGGAAUAUGCGUCGCUCAAGUCCAAGUUUGGCGAACUCGACUACGACAAGGCCAACGCCAUGAUCCGCAAUCUCAUGGCGAUGGGGUUGAGUCAAAUAGAAAUACGAGGCAUCCUCGGGGUUGGCGGGUAUCGCUUGCAGCGACUGUACAGUGCCCAGGCCGCAAAACCAUCGCCGACGUACGCUGCCACGGACGAACUCGUGCUUCCUUCUCCGCCACCCCUGACACCGUCGACAUUGCACUCUGUAGACAAGUCGGUGCACAUUCCUGUGUUGUCCUCCAUUCCCCAUCUUGUGAACGCACUCACGAAGAAGCUGUCGGCGUUUCCGCUCGUGGCAUCCCGCAUUUCCUUUGUCGCUGUCGAUGCGGCGGGACUAUCCGUCGACUCUUCAUCCUCUGCCCUUGUUGAAGCCGCCGAGAUCAUAUUGGGGGAUGCCGCUGCCUGCGUCCUCGCCUUGCCUCAUACGAGACACCUCAAGUGGCUGCAGCUCACCUCUGCCACCGUCGACAUCGACUUGGUUGUCCAACCCAAACGCGACUUUGCAUGUACACGAGCUGGAGGCAUCCACGGCCCUCACGUUGCCCAGUAUGUCCUCGGGCGGAUCAUUGCGAUCGAACGCUCAUUUCACAAAGCCACUCAACUGCAGGCCACUCGAGCGUUCGACCCGCACGAGUUGACGUACCGAAGUGCGAAGGACGUGUCCGUGGCCAUCCUUGGCUACGGGGACAUUGGCGCGCACGUGGCCAAACUGGUAGCCGCGGCGGGGUUCCGAGUGAUGGCGCUAAAGCGACGGACAGCUCGGGCCUCGUGGAUGAAAGCGGACGGGGCGGGGGGGUUCGACGUGACCGACAGACUCGACCACGUGCUAGCGAACGCAGACUACAUCGUCAACGCCCUUCCCUGCACCCCCCACACCCACCGCCUCCUCGCCGGAUCUGUGCUGCACCUGUGUGCACACAAGUCCCCAUGUUUGAUCGACUUGAGUCCUUGGCAUGUGGUGGACGAAGCCACCGUCGUCGCGGCCAUGGAGCACAAGUGGCUCUCCAGCGCAGUGUUGGACGUCCCCGAGCCAGUGCCGCCGACGAGCCCGUUGUGGGACCACCCCCAAGUGACCCUCACCCCGCGCGUGGCGCCGCCGCACCAAGCCGACGCGGUCGCGGAUGUGUUUAUGCAGAACCUGUGGCAUUUUAUAGGCCACGCGCCGUUGCAGUAUGCUGUCGAGUGGACGCAAGGAUAUUGAACGUGUAACAACAAUAAAUAUACAUUCAUCGCUA